Molecule: messenger RNA, 495 nt
Organism: Formica exsecta
Lineage: Eukaryota; Metazoa; Arthropoda; Insecta; Hymenoptera; Formicidae
Exons: 1
Source: RefSeq, a predicted model, not a curated record
CUCUUCGGCACAUUGACAAAAGACGCGGCUGGUUAUCAGAUAUAUAACAGGCAGGGACAACAGUACGUACAGUUUAAGGCGAGGUUCAGAACGUCUGCCGAUAGGAAAGAAUAUAUAGAAUUUGAAGACGGCUCUAUAUUCCCUCUUCAAGAUCGUUACGGUGGACAGAGUUAUGUCUCGGAAUCUACAGAGGCUCGCGACAGUCGGUUCCUCAAAAUAGAAGGCCAACUACUUAUCACUCCAGACAGUAAAGGUUACAUUGUGCUGAAAGAUGGUCGUAGGUUCCCUCUUCAGGGCUCUUACACGUACACCGAAGAAAGAAGAUAUACUUUGCGCGGUCCACACGAUGGCUAUCAAGAUGGCAAUGCUGAUAAUCAGAAUCAAAGGACUUACAGUCAAUCUUGGCAAGGAGAAUCUUCUGAUCGCGGUGUAACUUCAGAAGGAAGUUAUGAAACUAGGUAUAACACGCGUACACACGAGGAGAGACGAACGGAA